Rasamsonia emersonii CBS 393.64 is the source of this 1188-nucleotide messenger RNA. RefSeq lists its product as uncharacterized. Lineage: Eukaryota; Fungi; Ascomycota; Eurotiomycetes; Eurotiales; Trichocomaceae. The transcript has 6 exons. The coding region runs from base 1 to 1188 and encodes 395 amino acids. The record is from RefSeq and is a predicted model, not a curated record.
AUGUCUGAUCUAGACCCAAGCAAGGUGAAAAAGGUGCUAGAAAAUAAGGUAACCAGAUGCGAAGGACCAUUCCGCAAUAAACCAGGAUCAGACGACCUAGGAAACUCGCCGAUCAAUGCAAAUGUGCUCGGUCCAGGGGUCAAUGGUACAUUCAAUCUCACUGAGCCUCUGCGGAUUGAAACCAGCAACCUUUGCGGUGGAUCUGCCGCCGUGGUCGCCAUGGAAGACGCGGCGAUCCUUUGCCAUAUCAGCCCUCAGGAAGAUAAGGACGGUAUCUGGAAUCAACUGAGCAAAUCCUGGAUCGGCACUCUGAAUGAGGAACCCCAAGGCGACAAGUGGUUCAAUGAGCAUGGGAUAAUUAUGACGGAUUUGGUAUUGUCAAGGUCGCACCAAGAGGAGGCGGAAUGCCCCAAGUACGGGUCAUCACCAAGCGUCAAGAGCGUUACUACAUCUAUGAAUAUCGUGUUUGAUAAACCACCACCGGGGAAAGUUAUUGGACUGAAUGAUUCAUCUCCCAACUUCACGUGCUUACCAGUAGUCCAAGUGCUAAAGCAUGGAGAAACAUUGGAAGACGGCAAUUGCCGGUCAAAAAAGAUGAAUGAGGAAACGUCUCCAGAUCAACCCAACUCGGGGCCAGUUAUCGCCAUCAUUGCCAUCACUUCGUUCUCGGCGAUUAUUGCCAACAUCCCUCCUGAUACUAAGGAGGAUGAUCAGUUAAUGAAAGACCUGCUGAGCACUCUCCACACGGCCAAUACACGUCUUAGGCCCAACGACAGGAGCGAGCUCCGUAUCGUUUCGCCUAUCGGAGAGGAUGGGAAGCCUGUUAGUGGGUCGACAGAAGAAUGCGUUCUGCGCGCCAUUGAGCGUGAUGGUAUUUCUUGGCCAACGGUGAAGGCGCAUUCGAGGUUUUUGGGCAAGGGGAACUUGAUAUCUAUCAUGACUAUCCCUUUCCCAAAUGGCGAGGUUCCGACGGAUUACUGGCCAGAGUUUAUCAAACCAAUGACUCUCAGAUUUCAAAAUUCAGAAACGCGUAUCUUGAAGUGGCAAACAGGCCCAAACCUGAAAUUGGGAAAUAUGGCCCAUGUGUACCAAACGGAGUCAAAUGUCAAGAGACGGUCCUCGGUAUCCUCAUAUCUCUUAACGGGGCGAGCUACUAUGACUACAAUAAUAGACAAUGAUGAUAAUUAG